This is a messenger RNA of Brassica napus (rape), 949 nucleotides long. Its product is annotated as transcription factor bHLH80. Bases 120 to 851 code for a protein of 243 amino acids. Lineage: Eukaryota; Viridiplantae; Streptophyta; Magnoliopsida; Brassicales; Brassicaceae. The record is from RefSeq and is a predicted model, not a curated record. Gene Ontology annotation, cellular component: nucleus. Gene Ontology annotation, molecular function: protein dimerization activity; DNA-binding transcription factor activity, RNA polymerase II-specific; RNA polymerase II cis-regulatory region sequence-specific DNA binding. Gene Ontology annotation, biological process: regulation of transcription by RNA polymerase II. The transcript is spliced from 6 exons.
GAAAAAGAGAGAGAAAAUGCGAGAAAGAGAAGACCUUUGUGGCAUUGUCUAAUUGUAUCCACUGAAAAAGCGCGAUAAAAAGCGAGUCACCGACCAAGCAAGUCGCCGGUGAAAAUCCGAUGCAGUCCACUGACAACGGCGGCGGAAAAGGAGGAGGUGGUGAGGUGAGUCGAGGUGGGUUGUCUCGGAUCCGUUCAGCUCCGGCGAAUUGGAUUGAAACCCUACUCCAGGAUGAUGAAGAAGAUGAUUUGAAACCUGACCUCUGUUUAACUGAGCUUCUCACCGGAAACUCGUCCGGAAUAACGAGUCGUGACUUGUUUGAGUUCCCGAGUGCUGUUGAGCAGGGAUUGUACACUAACCAAGGUGGCUUUCACCGCCAGAACAGCUCUCCUGCGAAUUUUCUCGGUGGCUCUGCUGCUGGGAGUGAUGGGUUUUUCUCAAAUUUCGGGAUUCCCGCUAACUACGACUACUUGCCGCCGCCGAACGAUGACAUUUCUCCGGCGAGUAAACGGUCGAGGGAGUUCUCUUCUCAGUUGAAAGAAGAGCAAAUGAGUGGUGGUGUAUCAGGGAUGAUGGAGGAUAAGCUUCUUGAGGACUCGGUUCCUUUUAGGGUUCGUGCUAAACGCGGAUGUGCAACUCAUCCUCGUAGCAUUGCUGAGCGGGUGAGGAGAACGCGGAUAAGUGACCGGAUCAGGAGGCUGCAAGAACUUGUUCCUAACAUGGAUAAGCAAACCAACACUGCAGACAUGUUAGACGAAGCUUUGCAGUAUGUGAAAGCUCUUGAAAGCCAGAUCCAGGAGUUGACGGAGCAGCAGAAGAGGUGCAGAUGCAAACCUAAGGAAGAAAAUUAAGGUUUUAGGAUUGAUAUACAUGUACUUUAGCUGUAAAAAUUUUGUACAAUAAGGUGAAACUUUUUAAAGAAUCAAUAAAAGAAAAUGUAUAUUCGUAA